CCGGCCACCAAACGGAUGGAUUCUUGCCGCCUCCUGCACCCUUAUCCACAGCCGCUCCCUCUCCCUCCCCCUCCCCCUCCCCCGACCUCUACUCCUCGACCUACCCACCUCCAAUGGGGUGUCCUCCGCCGCCGCCGCCGCCGCCACCACUUCCUCCGGUGCGUCGCCGCCUCCGCUGCCACCCUGCAGAAGGAACUCACGGUGCCGCGCACCCCAACAGCCGCGCAGAGCCCCGGUCCAGUGAACCCGCCUACGCUGUUCGACAGAAUGCCCGAGAGGAGCGUCGCGACGGUUUCCGCUGCGGAUAACCUGCUCGACGAAAUGUCUCGGACGUGCGGCGCGGGCCAGCGUGGUCGGCCUCUGGAGGCGCCUCCUCGGGACGGCGGCGGGAAGAGCGCGAGCGCCGCGAUCGUGGCGCUGGCGCAUGCCGGCCGGCACGCGGAGGUCGUCGAGCUCUUCUGCCGGAUGCGGAGGGGCGGCGUCCCCGUAAGCAGGUUCGUGCUCCCGAGCGUGCUCGCGGCUUGCGCCGGCCUGCGGGACAUCGGGAUGCUCCGAGCCGUGCACGCCUUGGUCAUCAAGUGCGGCCUGUGCCAGCAUGUCAUCGUGGGCACUGCAUUGGUUGACGGGUAUACUGAUUUUGGAUUGGUGGAUGAUGCGAGGAAGGCGUUCGAUGAGAUAACAGACGCCAAUAUAGUUUCUUGGAGUGUGCUCAUUGGUGGCUAUGCCCGUUCUUCUCGGUGGGAAGAAACAUUGGAUGCUUUCUCCGCAAUGCGGCGUGCUGGGGUGCUUCCAAAUGAUUCUGUUCUUGUAAUGGCGAUUCAGGCGUGCGGUGCAUUGGGACGCCUGGUACAUGGGAAGCAGCUGCAUGGCUUAGCAGUUGUCCUUGGAUUUGAUAGGAAUGCUACUGUUUGGAACUGCCUGAUGGACAUGUAUGGGAAGUGUGGUGACAUUGACAGUUGCAAGAUGGUUUUUGAGACGAUGAUCGGCAGGGAUCAAGUGAGUUGGAACACGCUAAUCUCAAGUUAUGCCCGUGUUGGUCUUUGUGAAGAGGCACUCGACAUGAUUGUGCAGAUGCAAGAGUCUGGUUACAUUGUCGAUCGCUUCACCCUUGGCAGCGGAGUUACAGCUUGUGCCCGUUUGGCUGAUAUAGAUAGCGGCCGUGCAUUCCAUGGUUAUUUGGUUAGAAGAUUGUUGGAUACUGAUGUCAUCCAGGGCAGCGCGCUUGUUGACAUGUAUGGUAAAUGCCACAACAUGGAACUUGCACACAUUGUAUUCGACAGGAUGGAUGAGAGGAAUUAUGUAUCAUGGGAUGCACUCUUGUCUGGGUAUGUUGAGAAUGAGCAGGUUGAUUUAGCACUUGAGAUUUUCCGGCAAAUGGGUUGUGCAAACAUAAAGUAUAACCAGCAUAAUUUUGCUAACCUUCUUAAGCUCUGUGGCAGUCAGAGGUAUAAAGAGUAUGGAAGGCAAAUUCACGGGCAUGCCAUUAAGACCAUAAACAAGAUGAAUGUGGUUUUGGAAACGGAGCUUAUUGACAUGUACGCAAAGUGUGGCUGCAUUGAGGUCGCUCGGCUACUAUUUCUUCGGAUGAAUGAGAGAAACCUUAUUUCCUGGAAUGCCCUACUUUCAGGUUAUGCAGCAGAUGGACAGCCAGUUGCAACGAUAAAUAUUUACCGCCAAAUGGAGCUGGCAUGCAUUAGGCCUGACAAAUACACUUUGGCAGGGCUUUUAAGCCUUUGCCGGUACCAAGGACUAUUGCAUUAUGGAAGGCAGAUACACGCUCAUCUCAUCAAGAUGGGUUCUGAAAUGAACGUGGUAAUGCAAACUAUACUUGUUCAUAUGUAUAUCAAGUGCAUGCGUCAGCAGGAUGCUGAAAAUGUUUGUAUAAUGAUCGAAGAAAGGAAUUCAUAUGUGCUUGAUGCAUUUUCAAAGGUCUAUGGAGAUGACUACUUGAUCUGAAGAAAAGAAAAUAUCUCAUUUUACACUGGAGUUAGAAUGUAUGGGAAUACUUUUGUCUUCCUUGUGGAUACAAAUCUUAGAUGCAAAAUUUGUAUUUCCUGUAUACUAAGGACUAUAGUAGUUUUUCGUCACUAACUUGGAUUCUAGUUCUGUGAUUGUUCAAGGAAAAGGAAGUGCCUCAUAUCCUAAAAAGAGGGUAAUAGUAGAGAAGAGUUGUUGUCAAGUCAAAUAGAGUAUACAUUCUCUGCCUUCAGUCUGGUUUGAUGAUAUGUUUAUGCAUGUGGACCUGUACUGUAUAUGUUCUAUUGAACAGCUGAUUGAUAGCUGUAUACAAGGUUCAUUUUUUCAUGAAAUCAAGAUUGUGGACUGCCUUUUUUCA
Molecule: messenger RNA, 2335 nt
Organism: Oryza sativa Japonica Group (Japanese rice)
Lineage: Eukaryota; Viridiplantae; Streptophyta; Magnoliopsida; Poales; Poaceae
Product: pentatricopeptide repeat-containing protein At4g04370
Biological process (GO): RNA modification
Cellular component (GO): intracellular membrane-bounded organelle
Molecular function (GO): RNA binding; protein binding
Source: RefSeq, a predicted model, not a curated record